CAAAGUUACUGGAACAGACAAAAUCUAUCUGUCAUGUCAGCUGAGUGAGUGAACAUUGAGUUGAGAAAUGGUAGCCUUAUGCAGUUUUUUGAUUAUGGAUUAAAAUUACCACGUAUAGUCUGGAAAAUAUUCCAUUGCAAGGAUCUGGUGAAAUUAUAUUCAGAAUGUAUGUCAUUUGUUUAAGAUUAUUUUUUUGUGACAGUGAGAACCUUCUAUAACGUUUUGCGUUAUUACCAGACUACCUUUAAUGGAUACAUUGUACAUGGUUGAUAAGUUGAACAGAUAUAGUCUUAAGCUGUGAUUGUAACACACUGCCAAGAUGUUGUAUGUAUUUCAUGUAGAUGCUGGUCAGAUGACCACAUAUGACAUGAGUCUCACAUUGCAAAAUGUGGCAAGCUUGAAAAUGGCAAUAGAAAAAAAGACUAAAGUGCCAGCAACUUCUUUAGUGCUGCUUGUUAGUGGAGGAGAAGUCCUUCAGUCCGACCACAUGGUGUCUUCAUAUAGUGCUGGCACUGACACUAAUCCUAUAUACAUGUUUAGCAAACCAUCUGUUAAAGAGAGCCGUUUGAAUCAAUCCAUGUGUGAUCUGAGCCCUAUUGUGGAGUUAAGCACUGGAGAGUUUUCGAGUGACUCUAGGAGUGCAUUUGAUAGCAAAUCAGUGGCAGAGCUGAAAGCUCAAGUGGAUAAGUGUUGUUCAAUGUCCACAACAGUGCACACUGUGAAGACUUGUGCAUCUCUCGCACAGCAGUUUAGCGACCUCGCGCAUGAAGUGUCCAGGAGUUGCGACCAGUUGGUGCAUGAACAACAUUUACAACAUCAGGGCUGGGCGGCAGUAGUCGCCAAUUUGGAGGACAUAUUCAGUGAAUUUUGUGAACGGUCUCGAAAUUUUAAAGAAUCCUUCAGGAAGCACAGGUUAAAAAAACAAGAAUACCACGAGAAGUUGAGCACGUUGAACGAAGUUUUAGAAUCUCUAGGUAAAAUACCGUUAUUGCCUGCGUUGCAACAUAAUGCUGAAGCGCAUCGGUUCUCGGCGUUCGAUGUGUUUGAGGAGGCAGAAUUCGAUGGACAUCCAUACAGGAUCAGCCAGCCUUUCGACAACAGUUCUGAGAACAAAGCGACGCAGGAUUUCGGAGUGGAGGCGUUUAAAUUAUCGGAGGAAGAUGUGUUUGAACAAAAUGCUUCGACGAGUAAAGACACAGGCGCUGCUCAGUCAGGACCUGUCGAACAAAUCGAUCAGUCUGACGAAGGAGUCACGUUCAAAGCGCAUUCUUACGAGAGCAAGGAGGAGCCUACGUUAUUACACUGGAUACUGGCGCAAGGGAACAAGGCGUCCCUGCAAGACAUACUGGACUAUUGUCAAAAAGGAUUGGCAUUGCUUGAUGCCGAACCUUUGAAAGAGCGGGAAGCGGAGUUGUACAACAUACUGGAGUACGCGAAUAUGCACGGCCUGAAGCAUAUAAAGGGCAUCGAGGACCGCCUGUACGCGCUCGAUCAGCUACUGAACGAUGUGAAGAAACUAGAGAGAGACCAACACGAUCAAGCCGCGUCGCUCAUACAGUGUCGAGAGCGUUUCAAUUCGGCCUGGGACCCGUCCGUGCUCCCCACCUUGGUGCAGUCCCACUGGUGUCAACUGAAGAAAUUGCUGAAGGGCCACCAGACCCUCGUCGAUAUUAGACGACGCAUUGCCAAGUCCAAGGACGAAUUGUCGCACAUUUUGAAGGCUCGUUUAGAGGCGGUGCUGAUGAUCGAGAACUCGAUGUCGGUGCAGGACGCGCACGCGAUGCUGUCGUUCCAGUGCUUCGGGCGGCUGGCGCGCUACGUGCGCGUGCUGCGCCAGCUGCACCGCGCGCCCGCCGCCUUCGUGCGCGCCGCGCACGAGGUCGCGCGCCGCCGCGCCUUCUCGCGGCACCACCUCGCCUGGGCGACUGAUCUAGCAGAGAAACUGCACAAAAUCCACGAUGAGGAACUGAACAGACGCCAGGAGUUCAACGCCAUGUUCGAAGGUCAUUUCCUGAAGAGUCUGUUCCCUGGUAUGACGGAGAUACCGCCCGCGUUCGCGACUCAAGCGCCGCCGCCGUUCGAUGAGCGCCUGCCGAAACUCACCGACGCCGAUGUAGAAUAUAUUGCGAGCGCCUUCCCCGAAUUGGCUAAAGAUGUGCCGAAUUACGAUAUGGAAUCGACUAUCAAAUUUUUCCAACAGAGGAUCAGCGUUUCUAGUAGCGACGAAAAGGAUGUACACGUUCAAGUAGACUUCGACAGGGACUUUGAAUCAGAAACAGAGACGUGCGACUUCGAAAAGUUGAGCAGACAAAACGAAUCGAAGCGCAUCGACACGUCGACGACAUGCGCGCCGGAAACUAUGGCGGUAUCAACAGUGACUGAGGAUAACAUGGAUACACACAAAAUAAACAUCGAGAAAUUGCAAGAUUUUCUUAGAAAGUUGUAUGAUCUGUGCAAAAUGAAUGUGAUGUACAUAAUGGAAGAGUUGGUGACUCUCAAAUUAGAAAUAGACAAGCAGAAGAAAUAUGUAGCUGAGAAACACACAGAAAUAUUAGAAGCACUGGAGAAAUGCAACGAAGAAUCGGCAUUAAUGUUUCGUGAACAGGCACAGAGAUUGACUGUGGAUCAUGAACUGGAACUCAGUGAUAUGAAAGCAACUGUCAGUCGGAAAGAUGAAGUCAUUUCGUCAUUAGAAAAUCAAUUACAUAGCCAGAAGAUCGAGCAUCAAAAAGAUGUGGAAAGAUUAGAAAAGGAACACCAAGUCACAAAAGAAUUACUAGAGAAAACAAGAGAAGAAAUGAAAGGAUACAUGAAGAAAAUUGAGGAAAUGGAAGCGAUGAAACAAAAGGAAAUCAAAGAAUUGCAAGAGAAGAUGCAUAUGGAUUACAAGGCGGAGAUCGAAUCUCUGAGAUCUAGGUUCCGUCUAGUAGCGCUCACGAAUAUGGACAGGUCUCCAUCGGAAUCCAGCUUAGAGAAGAUAGAACGCACUGACGUCAUCGAGAUUUCCAGUCACAACGCGAUUGUGAUGCAGACGAAGGAAAAUGCUGAGGUAGAGAAGGAAGAAGCGGUGAGGCAAGCGGUUGCCAAGUGCGAGGCGGAGUGGAAACAGAAGUACGAAGCGGACAUCGCGCUGUUGAGGACUCCUCAUGAUCUUGAGAGACAAGUGUCAUUAACUGACGUAACUAGACGACUAUUGACGGAGAAGGAUCGUCAGUUAGAGUUGGCGCGUGAAAGGGAGCAGGCUCUGAUGCGAGAGAGCAUCAAGUAUCGCGACACGAUACAACAGCUCACGGACCCCGAGACCAACGAUUGUGAUGAGAUGCUCAAGACGCAGAUGGCAACUUUGGAAAAUGAGAAAGCGCUUCUGCAACAAGAGUUACAGGAAUUAAAGAAGGAAUUGGAGAAGAAAUCUGAGGAAGGAGAGAAAAGCAGAGAAGAUGAUAGCGACGGCAGGUCGUCGCCCAAGAAGGAGGAGUGCAGCGUGCGGCGGCGCGGGCGCUCGCACACGCCGCUGGGGCUGGCGGCGGGCGCGCUGGCGCUGUCGGCGUGCGCGCCCGGCGCCACCGUGCUGGUGCUGUGGGACCCCGCGCACCUCAACUACACCGUGCUGCAGGAGGCGCAGAUAAUGUUCUUUGUACAUAGCGAUUGCUUGCCGGCGCUAGAUCUCAGUAUACAAGUCAAGAACGAAAGUGAAAGACGACUCUACGCGGUUGCCGUUGUCGAGUCUAAGGAACAUUGCUAUGCAAAGAAGAGCGGGAACCGUUACAACAUGCCGCGCGGGUCGCGGUUCUGUCGCGUGCGAGUGAAGCCGGCGCGCCUGCACCCGCCGCCCUGCUGCAGCGCCGACCACAAGCACAAGGAUGCAAUGAAGGGCGGUAUGCUGCCCGUGUUCAGUGGAAAUCGACCGCUCAAGAAAUGGUUGACCUACAUGCAUGCCCCAGACAUGCAGAAAUCGGUGGACACGAGUCAAUCGACGAGCUCGAACACGGACGAGGCGAAUAAAGUGUGCGAGGUGGUGACCGGCGCGCUCAUCAACCUCGAGUCGCCCGUCUCCAGCAGCGACGCCGCCUCCACCAGCAGCGCGCCGCCGCCCCCCGAGGACCAGCUCGACUCCAUCGAGGCCGGCGACCACUGGCACGCCGCCAAGAUGCAGCUCUCUACUAUUAGUGCUGUUACGGACAUGGAGUGCAGCGUGGGGCGUUGCGCGGAGCCGCUCGACCCGUGCGUGGAGGCGACCGCGCUACCGAGCGAGGAGCCGAACGUGGCGCCGAGCGUGGAGCCUAGCAUGGAUCCGAGCGUGCAGCCGAGCGUACUGCCGAGCGUGCAGGCGAGCGUGCAGGCGCGCGAGGAGGCCGCGCCCUGACCCGCGGCGGCCGGGCCCGCCCCCGCGCCGCCGACAGAUGGCGUUGCACCGCGGACGGCUUACCAGAUUUUGUGAAAACACCUUUAUUGUGCGACGAACGUUGCGAUCGUAUUGACGCACGGCCAACUCGCCAAGUGGAGAAAAACGCUCUGGAAGAUUUUACUGCGUAAUAACAACGAUUUAUAGCGCGUUUCACUUCCGUGAUUCGUCGAUAGUUGAUUAGGAUGUACGUUUAUGUUGUGUGGCGGUCGUGCUUUCUGCACCGCACGUGUUGUUUUCGAAUAACGGUUAGAAUAGCUGUUUAUGUUAUUAGUGUGGUUUCGCACUCUUUCUAAUAUAGCAAUACGAUAUUGUGUCAGAUUUCGGAGCGUCUAGUCGGUGUCUUCCACGGUUUUCGGAGCUUGAUUAUAAUUUACAUAUAAACAGAGUCCGUAUGUGACGUCGACCGGUUGCUUGAAAUGCAAGGAUAUUGGUAAUACAAAUACAUUAUAGAUUGAGUUUAUAGAUAGUAUAGUCCUACAUCACAUUACCUUAUACGUAUCUACGUUAUAUUUAUUGUUAGAUAUAAUGAAUCUUUAAAUUUUAGUAUAACGUAAUGAAUGUAUCUACUAUAUACUAUUUUUCUCUGAAAUGUACUGUUACAAAUGUGAAGUCACAGAAACUUUAUGAAUUAUUUAAUUGGACAGUGAUUUAUUCUCAAUAGUACAAAUUAUUUAGUCGUUUUGAAGGUUUAUGUGUUUAUUGCAAACGAUAUUCUAUUUUAAUAUUAUAUUUUCUACAUUGUGUUGUGUUAUGAAUUAGUUUUCUUUUGUAUAACGUCAGUUCUGUGACAUUUUUCAGUUAUGUAUAAUGGUAAAUCACAAUAAGUAUAAUGUUAUAGUAAUGUAGCGACACUAGGAACGGAAAAAUAUUGUGAUUCACAUAUUUCUCGAUUAUGAAUUUGGUUAUUUUAGUUUUUUGUUUAGGCAGCAAAUUAUGCUUUGGAACAUUAUUGUGUCGUGCAGUAUUCGCCUGUGUGCGUGUACAUACAUGUUCAAGCAAAUCACCAAGUGUAAGUUAGGAAGGGUAAAACUUGAUACCUGGCUUUGAUUAUUCCUUGUCAAGUCUAAAAUCUAUGGAAGAACGGUCGACAAUGCAUCGCCGAAUUUCAUCGAUAAAAUAGUGUUAACAUUUUACUUGCUUGUCGACCUGUUUAUCUAUGGAUGUUUUGCUUGCCUAUUCGGUAUGAAUGAUGGCAAUCUGCAACACUAGCGUGUUCAGCAUGACACAUAAUGCUUAUAGAUCUAUACACUAUUACUCUAAAAUUAGUAUCACUUAAUAUUGUCCUACCUCUAAGUCUUUUAUCUUUGUAACUAAGUCAUAGUCAUAUUUGUUUAGUAGGACGAAAGUUCCUCUUAGAAAUUUCUCUUAUAAGCUUCUUCUGGAUAAAGCUUAUGCAUUCGAUCUCGCUCCGUUCACCUGUACGUCUCGUAAUGUUUAAAAUUAGCUUUGUCACGUGGAGAUCGCCCGUGUUACACUCGCACUGUAGGCUGGCACGAUGAGAAGGUGAACACAGUCACAGACACUUGCGUCCGAACGUAUGUAAGCCUUUAACACUAAUGUGCAUCAGUUGAUUGAAGCGCAAAUCGUGGUUAUGGUUAAAAUUAAGAAGUCAUUGCUUCGAGUUAAAUUUAUUUGUGGCCUUAUUAUAGUGGCGCCCGCCGUGGGGCUACGGUUGUUUCCAGCUAUAUUUUCAAGUUAAGGAAAAUGCGGCUGGAAGCAUUGUUACUCGGCUACGGCCGAGAGCUGUGAUACUGCGUGCUGUGCUCUCCUCGACCCUCACCGGAACAUGCAAAUACGUUGCAGCAAAUAAUAUUUGUAAUAAUUAAUGUUAGGGCCUAUUUUUAAGAAUGUAAAUUUGAGGAAAGUUAGGCUGUUAUGUUUUGCUUCGGUUAAAGAUGUUACUGUUAACUCCCAGCAGAUAUAUCCGAGAAAAAAAUAUUGUGGAGUGAUCAGAACACCGCAUAAUAUGUUCUAAAUUAGAUUUAGCAUACAAUUCAUAUCAAUGAAGCACUUAUAUAUUUUAAAUGAUUUUUGUUUUUAGUGAAAAACGUUUACAAAUCGUAAAUUGUGUGUAAAUCGUUUGGUUUGGUAAAAUUUACAUUACACAAAAAAAAUGCAAUAUUAUUAAAGUUUCAUUUAAUUACUUGAACAUAAAAAAUGUUUGGUAGGAUUCGAUAGCCAAUCGUUGUUUGAAUUAAAAUGUUGAAACGUGCAUUCGUUUUUAUCGAGAUUAGUAAUAUAUUUUAUCCCUUCUAUGUCGAAGGAGACAGGCAAAAACAAGUCUUUUAAAGCCAUAAUUAUCUUUCUAAUCAUAUAAAGAUUUGAAUUUAACAUUCAUAACCAAUAUCGAUAAAAACUUGUGCAAUUUAUUGUGAUAGAAUAAUUUGUCGCAAUAAUCAGCAGCAAGCACAUUAUUCGGAAUGUUUGUUUUCGUACGGAAUGUUUGAACGAUGUACCGAUUCUUGUUGGAUAUGAUACGAGUGUUUGAGAAUCGUGUACACAGACAGGUAUUGGUUCGUUUGCCGUCAAUUAGGGAACGAGUCGGGUAAGAUAGCUGUUUCACUGAAUCAGUUGCGACGGCAAUUGCAUACAAUAAAUCGUGCGUUUGCUUCACAGACUAUGUUGUAGUGACCAAUUUUAUUAUUAGAAAACAAAAAAAUAUGUAAAAUUGACAAUUUUAAUGUAAUUUUUAUAUACAAUAAAUAGACGAUUUUAUACAAA
Molecule: messenger RNA, 7126 nt
Organism: Manduca sexta (tobacco hornworm)
Lineage: Eukaryota; Metazoa; Arthropoda; Insecta; Lepidoptera; Sphingidae
Gene: Atg17
Product: RB1-inducible coiled-coil protein 1
Exons: 23
Coding region: 320-4363 (1347 amino acids)
Biological process (GO): reticulophagy; autophagy of peroxisome; autophagy of mitochondrion
Cellular component (GO): phagophore assembly site membrane; extrinsic component of membrane; Atg1/ULK1 kinase complex
Molecular function (GO): molecular adaptor activity; protein kinase binding
Source: RefSeq, a predicted model, not a curated record